Messenger RNA from Cooperia oncophora, 2118 nucleotides. The record is from the annotation of a GenBank genome assembly. NCBI's taxonomy places the organism in Eukaryota, Metazoa, Nematoda, Chromadorea, Rhabditida, Trichostrongylidae.
AUGGUGGAUGCACUCGAAUUUGGAGAUGUUUUCACUGAAGACAUGGGAGUUUUGAACCCCGGGCGUGUAAAGCUUGCCGAAUCGAUGAUCCAGUUCAAAAACGAGAAGACCGGAAAGUUGAGCACAAUCAAUGCCUCAGAUUUGGAUGGCUUGAAUUGGCAGAGGCUUGGGAAUCGACCAGGUAUCAAAAUGCGUUGUUCUGACGGGAAGAAAAUCCGCUUUGGUGGCUUCAAGGAUUCGGACCUGGAUAAAAUCAGGCAGUUUGCUCAGAAAAAUUGGCAUAAGGAGGUGGAACAUAAUGACCUCGUGCUAAAGGGUUGGAACUAUGGGAACUGCCAAGUCGACGGACAAUCCGUCGAGUUCACCCUGGAUAACAAACCAGUAUUUGAAGUUCCGCUUUCAAAUGUCGCUAACUGUGUCGGAAAUAAAAGCGAAGCAACACUCGAAUUCCAUCAGAAUGACGACUGUCCCACGUCUCUCAUUGAAAUGCGCUUCCACAUGCCUGCAGAUGUAGAAGAUGAGGAAUCCGACCCCGUUGAGGAGUUCCGUAAAGCUGUAAUGGCCUUCGCCGGGAUUGAAACUGAGACUGGGCAACCUGUUGCUUCAUUGCAACAGAUCCUAUGUACUACUCCUCGAGGACGGUACGAUAUCAAAGUGUUUCCGAAUCACUUGUCUCUUCAUGGAAAAACUUACGAUUACAAGAUUCCUAUCAAGACAAUCAUGCGUCUUUUCCUUGUUCCCUCACAAAGAUGGCAGACACAGGACGGUACGAUAUCAAAGUGUUUCCGAAUCACUUGUCUCUUCAUGGAAAAACUUACGAUUACAAGAUUCCUAUCAAGACAAUCAUGCGUCUUUUCCUUGUUCCCUCACAAAGAUGGCAGACACGUGUACUUUGUUAUUUCCUUGAAUCCACCGAUCCGUCAAGGGCAAACUCGUUACCAUUACCUCGUACUUGAGUUUCUCAAAGAAGACGAGAUCGACCUCGAACUUGGACUAACAGAGCAGCAACUUAACGAUCAGUAUGGUGGGAAAUUGGAGAAGGAACUUUCUGGUCCGCUUUACGAGGUUGUUUCGAAAAUCUUCCGUGUUUUGAUAAAUAUGAAGAUCACUGUUCCAGGAAACUUCAUCGGGCAUUCUGGUACUCCAGCCGUCAUGUGCGCACAUAAACAAGCAUCUGGAUUCCUCUAUCCUUUGGAGAAAGGUUUCCUUUAUAUCCACAAGCCACCGAUGUAUGUUCGAUUUGAAGAGGUUGCAUCAGUUCACUUCGCACGAUCUGAUGUCUCUACACGUUCAUUCGAUUUUGAAAUCGAGCUGAAGGCUGGUCAGGUUGCAUCAGUUCACUUCGCACGAUCUGAUGUCUCUACACGUUCAUUCGAUUUUGAAAUCGAGCUGAAGGCUGGUCAGGUGUUGGUGUUCAACAGCGUCGAGAAGGAGGAGUACAACAAGCUAUACGAUUAUGUACAGAACAAACAUUUGCGCAUUCGUAAUGCUAAAAAGAUGGACAAAAAUUAUGCUGAGGAUCGAUUUGCUGGUUCGGAUGAUGAGAUCGACCCAUACAAGGAGACAGUGAAAGCAGAAGGAAAGGAGCGUGCUGGCGCGGAUUCUGAUGAUGACUCGGAUUCUGAGGACGAUGACUACGACCUCGAUGAAGAUAUUAAGAAACGUAAACAAAAUCGCGAAUCAAGUGAGGGAAGUGGCUCAGAACCGGAUGAAGAAUUUGACUCCGAUGCGGGGUCCAGUGAUGAAAGUGGCUCCGGUGGUUCAGAUGAUGAAGGAUCACCUAAGAAGAAGAAAAAGGAAGGUGAUUCUGUAGCUGACGUUGCGAAGCGAGCUGGAGAGAUGUGGAAGGCUAUGGAUGCAGAAUCCAAAGCGCCAUGGGAAAAGAAAGCAGCUGCGGACAAAGAGCGAUACGAUGCUGAGAUGAAAGAAUUCAAGAAGACAGGUGCUAAGGCGUCCUUCUUCAGAAACUACUUCCAAGAAAUCCACUGGACCGAAUAUAUCAGUGACAGCGAUGAUUCUGACGACGAUGAUGACAAGCCACUGAGACCCAAGGAAAAGAAGGAGAAAGAAGUGAAAAAGGAGGUCAAAGAGGAGACGAAUUCUGAUGUCAGUGAUUGA